GCUACGGAGCGGCGGCGGCCCUGGGGCUCCGCGGUUCUGGCGAUCCCGCAGGCACCUGGCUCGCGGUCAGUCACCCGUAGCGGGAAGAGCAGGGCGCGCCAUGGAAGCGCGGGGCGGCGCCGGGCGGCACAAAGCGAAGUGAGGCGGCCGGGCCGGGGUCGGCGGCCCCGCGGGCCAUGUACGGCGACGUGUUCAACGCCACGGGCGGCCCCGAAGCGGCGGUAGGCGGCGCGCUGGCCUUGGCAGCCACGGUCAAGGCGGAGGGCGCUUUGCCGCUGGAGCUGGCUACCGCGCGCGGAAUGCGGGACGGCGCGGCCGCCAAGCCCGACCUGCCUACCUACCUGCUGCUCUUCUUCCUGCUGCUGCUCUCCGUGGCGCUCGUCGUCCUCUUCAUCGGCUGCCAGCUGCGCCACUCGGCCUUCGCCGCGCUGCCCCACGACCGCUCGCUGCGGGACGCCCGCGCGCCCUGGAAGAUGCGGCCGGUGUAGCGGCGGAGC
This is a messenger RNA of Eubalaena glacialis (North Atlantic right whale), 497 nucleotides long. It is a transcript of the gene SMIM32, whose product is annotated as small integral membrane protein 32. The transcript has a single exon. The record is from RefSeq and is a predicted model, not a curated record. The coding region runs from base 177 to 488 and encodes 103 amino acids. NCBI's taxonomy places the organism in Eukaryota, Metazoa, Chordata, Mammalia, Artiodactyla, Balaenidae.